AUGGUCAGACUGCAUGUGAUCGCCGCCUUUGCCGCUGCUGCAGUGGCUUUGGCUGCGUCGGACGUUGCCAGCGCCUCGCACGUCCGCAGACUCGACGUUGACGACAGCGAUGUGGACGUGGACGCCGACUUUGACGAUUCGGUCGACGACGACGACAGCGCUUCUUGGACUGGGAGUGCUUCCUACGAGGGGCAGGAGACGGAGGAGCUUGAGGUCCCGAAGUACGGGCAGUGCGGCGGCAUCGGCUACGAGGGCAGCGAAGUGUGUGCCCCAGGCUACGUCUGCGUGCAGUCCGACCCGUGGUUCGCUCAGUGCCUCCCGAGGGGAUCAGCAACGUCAGCUUCGACCAAGAAGCGCGGCCAUCUCUCCAAGCAACACACGGCCGACGACGACGCCGAGCUUCUGCUCGAUGAUAUUGCAGAUGAUGUUGAUGUGGUCCCAGCCUGGGAGCAAUGCGGCGGCAAAGGGUUCGACUUUGACUUCUCUAGGGACGACUCGCUGCCCGAUGAGGAGACGCCCAAGAAGGAGUGCGAGGAAGGCUACACGUGCGAGAUCGUCAACGAAUGGUACUACCAGUGCCAGCCACUGCCCGACCUGACAGGCCUCAAGUUGUGGGAUCAGUGCGGCGGUGUAGACUACCGAGGCUCGACCGAGUGCGCCAAUGGCGCCAUCUGCAAGUACUUCAACGCGUGGUACUCGCAGUGCGUCCCCAAGGAGCAAGAGUUCUCGUAG
Molecule: messenger RNA, 732 nt
Organism: Phytophthora sojae
Lineage: Eukaryota; Oomycota; Peronosporomycetes; Peronosporales; Peronosporaceae
Product: cellulose binding domain-containing protein
Exons: 1
Coding region: 1-732 (243 amino acids)
Biological process (GO): carbohydrate metabolic process
Cellular component (GO): extracellular region
Molecular function (GO): cellulose binding
Source: RefSeq, a predicted model, not a curated record